This is a messenger RNA of Chrysoperla carnea, 2073 nucleotides long. Its product is annotated as NADPH-dependent diflavin oxidoreductase 1. The record is from RefSeq and is a predicted model, not a curated record. The transcript is spliced from 6 exons. Lineage: Eukaryota; Metazoa; Arthropoda; Insecta; Neuroptera; Chrysopidae. Gene Ontology annotation, cellular component: cytosol. Bases 138 to 2009 code for a protein of 623 amino acids. Gene Ontology annotation, molecular function: NADPH-hemoprotein reductase activity; FMN binding; flavin adenine dinucleotide binding.
UUAACGACAGUUAAUAUCUAAUGACAUUUUGUCAAUGGAAUUAUAAAACAAAAAAUGAGUUUAUAAAAUUUACAAAGAACAUACAAUUUAAAUUUAAUUAAAAUUAUAUAGUUUGUUUAUCUUAUUUAACUUGUAGGAUGUCUGAAUUAUCAAAUUUUAAUUCCGAACACAUUCAUGAUGAAUACAGAAAAAAUUGUGAUAAUACCGAAAAUGAAACGCGACGUAUUACAAUUUUAUACGGUAGCCAAACGGGAACAGCACAAGAUGUAGCAGAAAAAAUCUGGCGUGAGGCUAAAAGACACACCUUUCAUGCUACAGUUUUACCUUUAGAUGAUUAUCCCGUCACAAAUUUCGCGUUUGAAAAAUUUGUUGUAUUUGUGUGCUCAACCACUGGCCAAGGUGAAGAACCGGAUAAUAUGAAAACCUUCUGGAAAAUUUUACUUAGGAAGAGUUUACCUACAGACUGUUUGGCGCAUAUUUGUUUUGCAGUACUUGGUCUUGGUGACUCUAGCUACAUAAAAUUUAAUUUUGUUGCAAAACGAUUAUUUAAACGAUUGCAACAACUGGGUGCUAAAGAACUAUUACCAAUUGCUUUAGCAGAUGAUCAACAUGAAAUGGGAAUUGAUGCAACAGUUGAUCCUUUUAUUGAAAGUGUUACGAAGCAAAUUUUUAUGAUUGAACCUUUACCUAGUACGCUUGAACCUACACCAAGCAACGAUGAUUUUAUAUGCAGAUGGAAUGUUGAAGCAGUUGAUAUGAAAGUAGAGUCGAAUAAAAUAAAUAAUAUUUAUGAAAGUGGAAAUGGAAAAUCUUUUCAAGUGACUGUUAAGGAAAAUGUUCGAAUUACAAAUAAACUACAUUUUCAAGAUGUAAGACUAAUCAAGUUACAUAUGGACGAAUCAAAAAUGUAUAAUCCGGGUGACGUAUUAAUGGUACGACCAAAGAAUUUAAAAUCAACUGUUAAUGAAUUUUUUAAUUUGUUAACAUCAAACAAUGUAAAAUUAAAUCGUAAAACUAAAGUGAGAUUGACAACAAAAUAUCCAGAAAUGCCGAUACCGAAUCCACUAAGAAAAAUAUUAACAUUAGAACAAAUUUGUAAAGAUUAUUGGGAUUUAAAUGGUAUUCCACGUCGAUGGUGUUUCCAAGUGCUCACUAAAAUUACACCAAAUCAAAUGGAAAAGGAGAAGUUACAAGAAUUUACAAGCAGUGAAGGCCAACAAGAACUUUAUAAUUAUUGUAAUCGUCCAAGACGUAAUAUUCUUGAAGUGUUACAUGAUUUCCCACAUGCAUGUUCGAAAUUAACUUUAAAUGUACUAUUUGAGAUUAUGCAACCAAUAAGACAACGUGCCUUUUCAAUUGCUAGCAGUUGUAUUUCAAUAGCCAAUGAAAUUCAUUUACUUGUGGCUGUUGUCAAGUACAAAACUAAAUUAGCCAAAGAACGUUACGGACUUUGCUCAACUUGGCUUGCUAGUUUAAGUAUGGGUGAUCGCAUUUAUGUUUCAAUUAGAAAUGGUACUUUUAAUUUUCCAACAACCAAUCAUUCUAUGGAUAGUUACCAACCUGUAAUUAUGAUUGGACCUGGAACAGGAGUAGCUCCAUUUCGUGGAUAUAUUAUGGAACGAAUAGCAAUGAAAAAUGCAUCUGAUCAAUUAUUAAAAUUGUAUUUUGGAUGUCGGAAUCGAAACGGAGAUUACUUAUGUAAAGAUGAUUUCAUUGGAUAUUCAGAACAAGGAAAACUGACGAUUGUUACUGCCUUUUCAAGAGAUCAAGACCAUAAAAUUUAUGUUCAGCAUAAACUUUUGGAAAAUAAAGAAUUGAUAGCCAAUGACUUGCUUUAUAAUAAUGCUUAUGUUUUUGUCGCUGGUAAUGCAAAAAACAUGCCAAAUGAUGUACGUCAAGCGUUAAUUGAUUGUAUAGUACAAGCUAGACAAUAUGCACCAGAAGUUGCCACUAAUUUUAUUGAGAAAAUGGAAAAAACUGGAAGAUAUCAAAUAGAAACAUGGGCUUAAAAAAGUAAAAAACUAAACACACGUUUUAUUUUAAUGAAAUAAAGGAUGUUUUAUAAAACUUUUA